This is a messenger RNA of Eremomyces bilateralis CBS 781.70, 1323 nucleotides long. RefSeq names its product putative erythromycin esterase. The record is from RefSeq and is a predicted model, not a curated record. Bases 1 to 1323 code for a protein of 440 amino acids. The transcript is spliced from 2 exons. NCBI's taxonomy places the organism in Eukaryota, Fungi, Ascomycota, Dothideomycetes, Eremomycetales, Eremomycetaceae. Gene Ontology annotation, biological process: response to antibiotic.
AUGUCGCAGCACGUGGUUGAUGCCGUCAAGGCUGCGGCUCAGACACUCCCGCCGAUCGAUACUCCUGAGUUCGGCCAAUUGUUCGAUUCCUUCGGCAAAGCGAGAGUCGUGCUCAUCGGUGAUGCAAGCCACGGCACCUCGGAAUUCUACCGCGCCCGCGCGGCCAUCACGAAGCGCCUCAUCGAAAAACACGGCUUCACCACCGUCGCCAUCGAAGCCGACUGGCCUGACGCCCGCUCCAUCGACCGCUUCGUCCGCCGCCAACCCACCCCCGCGGCCCUUAAAGACGAGAAGAUCUUCGACCACUUCCCGCGCUGGAUGUGGCGCAACGUCGAGGUGCAGGAUUUCAUCGACUGGCUGCGCGUGCACAACGAGCGCCUCGACCCCCCCAACCGCACUGGCUUCUACGGGCUGGACCUGUACAGCAUGGGCGCCUCUAUCCGCGCCGUCAUCGACUACCUGGACCGCGCGGAUCCCGACACCGCGGCCAUCGCGCGGGAGCGCUAUGGAUGCCUGCUGCCCUGGGUCGAGGAACCCGCGCACUACGGCCGCGCGGCCCUCAACAAAGGCUACGCGCCCUGCGAAGCCGGCGUCGUCCAAAUGCUCCGCGACCUCCUCGCACAGCGCAUGGACCUCGCCGCCACUGACCCCUCCGCCUUCACCGACGCUGAAUUCAAUGCCCGCGUGGUCCGCGACGCCGAGAAAUACUACCGGUCCAUGUACUACGGCGGCGCGGAGUCCUGGAACCUGCGCGACGGGCACAUGUUCGCGACGCUCGCGCGGCUGCUGAAGUUGAACCCGGGGAGCAAGGCGGUGGUGUGGGCGCACAAUAGCCAUGUUGGCGACGCGCGCCACACGGAGAUGGGGCGUAAGGGGGAGCAUAACAUCGGGCAGCUGGUUCGGGAGCAUUUCGCGGACCCGACGCAGGUGGCGAUCAUCGGGUGCGGGACGCACGCGGGGACGGUGGCGGCGGCGGACGAUUGGGGGAUGCCGAUGCGGAUCAAGACCGUAAAAGAGUCGCGGGAGGAUUCAUACGAGCGCGUGAUGCACGCGACCGGCGUCCCGGCAUUUCUAUUGGAUCUGCGCGACACGCCGGAGAACGCGGCGGUGCGGCAGGCGUUGGGGCAACAGCGGCGGGAGCGAUUCAUCGGGGUGAUUUAUCGGCCGCAGACGGAGCUGGGGAGUCACUAUGCGAAGGCGAUCUUACCGAAGCAGAUGGAUGCGUUGGUGUGGUUUGAUCGGACGAAGGCGGUGGAGGCAUUCGAGACGGCGCAGCCGAGGGGGGAUUUGAGCAUGGAGGAGACAUAUCCGUUUGGGUUGUAG